GAAACCUCUAAAUCAAAAGGAAAGAAAAAAUCAGAGAGAAUAAGUUCUAAUUUCAAAAAUUUACUAAACCCCUAGGAGAGAGAAAAUAAUCGGAGGAGAAAAGAAGGCAAAAUUCCAGUUCUAAAAGACUCCGAAAGAGAAAAUUUUCUAGGGUUUUGUUUGUAAACGAGAGAGUAAAGGAAAAAACCAUGGAAGGCGAUGAUGAAACAACCUCAGUAACAAUGAUAGAUGAUGAAAUAUACAGUAAUGGUGGUGGUGAAGAUAAACGAAGUAAACCUAAUUUGAGUAGUGAAUUACUAGAUGUAGAAGUAUAUGCAGGUUUAUACAGCGGCAGAACAAAGAUAACGAGACUUAUGUUCGUUGCUGAUAGAUGUGGUAAUCAAGUCAUGAACUUAGAUGCACUAAGAAUGGCUUAUGAUGAGAUUAAAAAGGGCGAGAAUACUAAUCUGUUUAAAGAAGUUGUUGAAAAGAUUGAUGGGAAGUUGGGGAGCGAGUAUUGUUUAGAUCAGAGCUGGGUUGAUAGUGUUGAUCGCAAGGCGGAAGUCAGGAAGGAGAAGCUUGAGAGUGAACUGAAUUCUCUCCAGACAAAUUUGAUCAAAGAGAGUAUCAGAAUGGGGUACAAUGAUUUUGGAGACUUUUACUAUUCCCAUGGGCAUCUCGGCGACGCAUUCAAGAAUUAUACUCAUACUUGUGAUUACUGCACCACUUCAAAGCACAUCUUACAGAUGUGUUUGAAUGCAAUCUUGGUAUGUAUUGAGAUGGGCCAGUUUUCACUUGCUGCAUCUUAUGCUAGCAUGGCAGAACAGACUACGGAAGCGAAUGACCCUGUUAUACUUGCAAAGCUGUGCUGUGUGGCUGGACUAGCUCACCUGGAGAAUAAAACAUAUAAGCUUGCUGCUGGCAAGUUCCUAGAAACAAGUCCAGAAUUGGGAAGUACGUAUGCAGAAGUGAUUGCACCUCAAGAUGUGGCGACUUAUGGUGGAUUGUGUGCACUUGCUAGCUUCGACAAGGCUGAGUUAACGAACAAGGUUAUAGAUAAUCUCAACUUCCAAACUUUCUUGGAGCAAGUACCUGAAGUAAGGGAGAUUAUUAAUGGUUUCCACUCGAGCCGUUAUGCAUCCUGCCUUGAGUUUCUUGAAAAUCUCAAAGCCAAUCUGUUGCUGGACAUUCAUUUACAUGACAAUGUCGAGACAUUGUACAGUCAAAUCCGUCACAAAGCUCUCAUCCAAUAUACUCAUCCAUUUGUGUGUGUUGAUCUUCGUGUGAUGGCUGAUGCCUUUAAAACUGAUGUUUCUGCGCUAGAGAAUGAACUGGUACCAUUGAUCAGUGAGUACCAGAAUCAGUUGAGAUCACAGUCGUCUGCUGCUUCCAUUGAAGUAGAAAAAUGUGCAAAGUUAAGUGUAUAUUAUGAAGAAGCCACAGCAAAGUUCUCGUCUUCGCAGAGGUCUACUAUCCUUAAGCUUGAGAUUGCUAAUGCCAGUGCCAUAUUGAAGGACGCCAAGAUGCUAGACGUCAAGCAGAAAAGAGCUGUUCAAGGAAAGAUGGCUUGCUUAUCCGAUCAGGUGCAGGUGCUGAAAUCUCAUGUGCAUGAUGUGGAUGAAUACAAGUCUAAAAGUGAGCUUGAAAGCCUUUUGAAAGCGGCCAAUUCAGAAUAUGACAAAGCAGUUAAAGCACGUAGGAUAGCCAAGAAGGCAGCAGAUGCUGCUUUGGCGAAAAAAUUCACCACUGAUAUGCAGAGGUCUACUAUCCUUAAGCUUGAGAUUGCUAAUGCCAGUGCAAUAUUGAAGGACGCCAAGAUGCUAGACGUCAAGCAGAAAAGAGCUGUUCAAGGAAAGAUGGCUUGCUUAUCCGAUCAGGUGCAGGUGCUGAAAUCUCAUGUGCAUGAUGUGGAUGAAUACAAGUCUAAAAGUGAGCUUGAAAGCCUUUUGAAAGCGGCCAAUUCAGAAUAUGACAAAGCAGUUAAAGCACGUAGGAUAGCCAAGAAGGCAGCAGAUGCUGCUUUGGCGAAAAUAUUCACCACUGAUAUGCAGGAUCCAAAUGCAAUUAUGUAUGUCACAAGAAAUGGGCAGAAGGUUGCUGUUUGAGAUGAACAAGAGGAACUUAUGUUGAUAUGUCAAAUGACCAAUAUUCGUACAGAAAUCUUAGGUAAAUUAGUUUCAAGAAGAAGUGUUACUGGAAAAGUAUAUCUUGUAAUGUCGUGUACAUACCUAUUGCCUCUGUUAUCUUGAGGGAUCAAAUAUAUGUUAAAAACAACUAUUAACCCCGUGAACCGAAUCAAUUGACAUAUAAAAUUAAGAGUAUUUACUGCCAUGCUCUUUCUCUUGUGAGAGUCGUCCAAAGAAUGGUCAUGUUGAGAUUCCUGCUGCCUCUAUCUAUAGAAUUGUAAUCAACAAGUUGUUACCCAAAAAUAAUAAAAAAA
Molecule: messenger RNA, 2419 nt
Organism: Papaver somniferum (opium poppy)
Lineage: Eukaryota; Viridiplantae; Streptophyta; Magnoliopsida; Ranunculales; Papaveraceae
Product: COP9 signalosome complex subunit 1-like
Exons: 8
Coding region: 189-2084 (631 amino acids)
Cellular component (GO): COP9 signalosome
Source: RefSeq, a predicted model, not a curated record